AAAGUCAGUCUAUUGCGCAGAGCGAUUCCACGGUGCGCGCGCUUGCCGAAAACGGUCUCUCAUCUCUCUCUCCUUUGCAAAAUUUUUGCUCCAUGUGACCCCGCACAAGAGAGCCUGACGGACUACGAAUUUUCCGAGCAAUACAUCCCCUUGUGCGAAAGUGUUUCGGUGCGAUUAAAGGAUAUUUUUCGAAAGUAGGGGUUACAGUGAAAACGACGACAAAAAAAAAAGAAAAUCCUCAAACACUCAAUAGAGAAAGGGGUUACCCUAGUAAUGAGCCUUGUGAGAAAUUUAUCCUUUCAAAGUUGAAACUUUUCUCACACGACGCUACCACAGUCUAAGCUACCCUAUUGCUCCUACCAAAGUUUUCCAGAGCCGCGUGUAUGUGUGCCAGAGUGUUUGUGUAGGUGCAAAGUGGAAAAUUCGUGGAAAAUGUACUCGCAUAGAUUGGGGCGAGACAGUUUGUGACAUAAAUGCUAUAUAUGUUGUGAAAAUAUUGUGGAAAAAUCAGGCAUACUACGUAAAAGGAUAUAGGACAUUAAAGCACAUCUAAAAUAGACACCUUCGCGACCAACAAAAGUGUCGCGGUUCAUGCAUUCAUUUGUAGUGCGUACGGAUAUUUUCGCAAUCUUAGUUUCUGACAUUGCUGCAUUUUUGACACAAGUCCGUUUUUUGACACAAGUCUAUUUUUUAACGUAACUUCAAUUUUUUAACGUAUAUCGUUUCCGUUCGCCGUGUAUUUGAUAUUGUGACGAAUUACGCUAAUUUUAUAUUCAAACCACCCAUUUUCCUGGAUGUGAUGAUGUGCCUUUAUGUAAAAAAAAAAUAUCAAGUAGAAAAUCUUUCAAAUAAUAUUAUUGAAAUAAAUUAAAAGAAAAUAGAACAGCUCGCGAAAACUCUUGUAUUUCUCAUAUCAAGAACUUCUAUGCCACAUUAUUCACCCAUCUUAUGUGCUUAAUUAUCAACGGAAUUGAAGGAAAAGAAUUAAAUAAAGAACCAUCCCCUUCUUAGACAUGAUCAGUGAGACGUCUUAAUUGGUGUGUGCUAUGAGAACCGUCCACGCAUGAGGAUACCAGCAAUCAUCGUAUUUUCUUGCGUAUCACCUGGAAAGUUGAAGGAAAAUCCGAUGAACAAGACUGUCUGUGUACUAAUGCAGUGCUAGUGUGCUUAACACCACACAACAACAACAAAAUAAAAGGUUUAAAGUUCCUCAACCUUAAUCCCAACGACAUAUCAACUGUGAUAAAGAAAAGAAAAUUCUUUUGUGUUUUUUUUGGGGCACAGAGUCCCAAUAGAAGUGAAAAAGUCUGUGCAAAAUAAAAUUGAGACAGGUGAAGGGAAAAUUUUUUCACCUCCCAGCCUUAUAUACGAUGGUAAGGCGAAAGGUGCAAUUGUGAGCAAGUUUUGCCUCCCCCUCGUGCCCCCAAGGGUGCCCCCAUCGAGACAAUCUUAUGGUGAUUUUGGGUUUUGCAAAGUGAAUCUCGGCACCGGUCCGACGUUCAGGCGCGCGAAGAGCGAGUUGGAAAAGAGGAACAUACGCACGUGACGGUUAUUUUAAAUGACUUUCCGCUGUGUACCAUCGUACGAUGCCAGCGCUCAAUGGGAGCGAUUGACAAGUCACAGCGGCAUCGGGCUGUCGAGUGCGAGUCCUGCCUAUACGGGUCACACGGGCCACUCAGGUCGCGCCGGGGGUCCCGGUGGGGGUCACACAGGUAGCCACGGUGGCUCACACGGACCCACACCGUCAAUGCACACCCACCAGGCACUGCAGUCUGACUUCCAGCCACCCUACUUCCCGCCGCCCUUCCACCAUGCGGCCCAGAGUCCGCCGCAGCAGCAAAAUCACGGGCCAUUGGAGUACCUGAGUGCCGACCCGUACGGGCAGCCCCUCUCAUCACUCCAUCAUGCCCCACUGCAUCACUACAAUCAACUAGCUGGCCUACGACCGUCGCAGGAUCAGCUCGGUAUCCACCGAACACACCGCGAAUCUGAUCUCCAAGGACAUGUGACGCAACUUUCACAUGGGUUUCCAUACUCUGACCGCCGAGGAGACUAUAGUGGAGCCUUGACGGGUUCAGGUGGUCCUGGUACGCGACUGGGGCACGAACAUGACCCACUGGCGCUCCAUCAAGCCCUCCAGAGUGCCGUGGAUGAUGGCCAGAAUGCUGGAAUUGACGAGAAUGCUGGCUUCAUGUCGGAUCUGCCGCUUCUCAAAAACAUGAAGAGCGGCAAGGAGACCAAUGCAAUGGGCAUCGGGUCACCCAGUGAUGUUUUCUGUUCCGUACCUGGAAGAUUGAGUCUUCUAUCCAGCACAUCCAAGUAUAAAGUCACCGUGGCUGAGGUCCAGCGAAGGCUUUCACCCCCAGAAUGUCUCAAUGCAUCACUCCUUGGAGGUGUUCUUCGGAGAGCAAAGAGUAAGAACGGUGGACGACUACUGCGGGAAAAGCUGGAGAAGAUUGGGCUAAAUCUACCAGCUGGACGACGGAAAGCCGCCAAUGUGACCCUCCUGACGUCCCUCGUGGAAGGUGAAGCCAUACACCUGGCCAGGGAUUUUGGAUAUGUCUGUGAGACAGAAUUUCCCGCCAGGCAAGUGGCUGAGUACCUCCUGCGACAGCAUACAGAACCUCAGGAAUCCUACCGGCGGAAGGAGUUACUCCUCAACACCAAGCAAGUAACUAAAGAACUGAUGGAUUUGCUGAAUCAAGAUCGAUCCCCACUGUGCAACACAAGGCCACAGCAUAUCCUUGAUCCAUCAAUUCAGAGACAUCUCACGCAUUUCUCACUCAUUUCCCAUGGAUUUGGGUCACCAGCCAUUGUGGCCGCUCUAACGGCCAUCCAAAACUUUUUAAAUGAAUCCCUGAAGUAUAUGGACAAAAUGUACCCCACAAAUGGCGGUAUGGUUUCCUCGUCGAUAGAUAAAGGUCCCAAAAUGGAGAAUGACAAAAAGUGAUGUUACUUCCUAGGCUAUGUACUUAUGUAAAGGACACAACAUCCUGUUCGCACAUUGAGAGCAAACAACAAAUUUAUCCACAGAUUUAUUCUUCCGUUUUACUAGAUAAUUUUCUUCCAUUUAAAAUAAAAACGUUUUCCACAAAAAAAAA
This is a messenger RNA of Lutzomyia longipalpis, 3101 nucleotides long. It is a transcript of the gene TfAP-2, whose product is annotated as transcription factor AP-2-alpha. The coding region runs from base 1559 to 2950 and encodes 463 amino acids. Gene Ontology annotation, molecular function: DNA-binding transcription factor activity, RNA polymerase II-specific; RNA polymerase II transcription regulatory region sequence-specific DNA binding. NCBI's taxonomy places the organism in Eukaryota, Metazoa, Arthropoda, Insecta, Diptera, Psychodidae. The transcript is spliced from 8 exons. Gene Ontology annotation, biological process: regulation of cell population proliferation; regulation of transcription by RNA polymerase II; anatomical structure development. Gene Ontology annotation, cellular component: nucleus. The record is from RefSeq and is a predicted model, not a curated record.